GUAAGCUUAAGGUUUAUUUAAGAUAUAAAGAUUGCUCAUCUUCGACAAAAUAGAAGAAUUAAAAUUAUGAUCACUUAGAAUGAUUCAAAUUAUUUCUAAUAUAGAAUGUAAGUUGGUGUCUAGGAAAAUAAAACAUAUGAUCACAUCCAGCUUUUCAAAUUUCCUUGCAUAUGGAUUAACGAAUUAACGUUAAUAACUAAAAUGAACUCAGUUACAUGAUAAACUAUGCAUGAUCCUGAAUUGUGACUGUAUUUUUGAGACCCAGAGAUUGAAUAUUUUAAAAUCACUAACAAUCUAUUUCUUCUCCAGUUAACUUCCUAAAUGGCUUCUAUAAACUUUGAAAGAGGAAAAUGUAUUAUCUGCCAAGAUGAUUUUAAAGACAGUAACAGCAAUUUUGUCAAGCCAACUGUUGGACAAGCAAGAGGUGUUGCAACCUUGCUUAGAAUAAGCAAAAUGAAAGAUGAUGAAGUUUAUCAACGUAUGAAAUUAGCCAAACUUGAAAACGCACCUAUUCUAUAUCACAUGAACAAUGCUUGCUACAGAGUAUAGACCCAAAAACGGCAUACUGUAGAAACCAUUGAAGGAAUGGUUGGAAACACACCUCAUUCCUCAACAGCACAACCCAAACAAAUGAAAUGUUCCCUUCCGCAAAGGAAUGAAGAAACUGAAACUGAUACUGAAAAAACCAUUGAAGGAAUGGUUGGAAACACACCUCAUUCCUCAACAGAACAACCCAAACAAAUGAAAUGUUCCCUUCCACAAAGGAAUGAAGAAACUGAAGAAACUGAAACUGAUACUGAAGAAACCAUUGAAGGAAUGGUUGGAAAUACACCUCAUUCGUCAACAGCACAACCCAAACAAAUGAAAUGUUCCCUACCACAAAGGCCCUCUGUUGAAGCUGUUGAUGUACCUAAAUACCAGAAUGUUUGUAUAUAUUGUAAUCAGGUCACAAAAAACAAAACAUAUGAAAAAUCCCAAAUUUAUGAAGAGAAGAAAGCUACCGAGUUUCUUGUACAAACCCAACACUUACAGGAUGAAGUGUAUACCAGCACCUGUCACCUCACUGAUGUGAAAGGAGUGAUUGAAGCUGAUCUCUUAUACCAUAACUAUUGUUACAAACAAUACAGCCAUAAAUACCAGAAAAGUACUGAUUCAAAUUCUCUUCAUGAUAAAUCAAAUAUGUAUGAUGUAUUUAAUGAUGUCAUCAAUGAAAUUCAACAAGACUUGAAUACAGGAAAAGCCUUCUCUGUAUCAGAGAUUUGAAAAGAGAUCUGUGACCGCCUUCGACGUAGCCCUGUUCAAAGGCAACUUGUCACCAAAUAUUUGCGUAAGCGAUUUGGUGAAGAUGUCACAUUUAUAAAGCACAGCAAGAGGCAGUCUCAGGAUUUUCUUCUGGCAAGCAAGAUAGAUGCUGUAAAAUUGGUAAUUAAUCAUUUAUAAUUUAAAAGUACUUAUUCAGUGUGUCAAAUAAGUCCCG
Molecule: messenger RNA, 1477 nt
Organism: Owenia fusiformis
Lineage: Eukaryota; Metazoa; Annelida; Polychaeta; Sabellida; Oweniidae
Source: the annotation of a GenBank genome assembly